Papilio xuthus (Asian swallowtail) is the source of this 2567-nucleotide messenger RNA. RefSeq names its product nose resistant to fluoxetine protein 6-like. The annotation marks the transcript as partial. Gene Ontology annotation, molecular function: acyltransferase activity, transferring groups other than amino-acyl groups. The record is from RefSeq and is a predicted model, not a curated record. The transcript is spliced from 13 exons. Lineage: Eukaryota; Metazoa; Arthropoda; Insecta; Lepidoptera; Papilionidae.
UUUUUAAUCUUAUUAAUUACAAGUGCGCCGUUCGUUGUAUCUCAAUCGAGAAAACAUUUAAAUCAAGAUGUAAAAUACUAUCCAUUCGAUCAAAAUUUGUACAGAAAUGUUUUAAAUCCAGAGUUAUGUCAAGAACAAAUAAAGUACAUAAGAAACAAUAGUACAAUACUACAAGCCCGGUUUCUUGACGCCGGUCUACGUAUACCACAGGGUAUAUUAUUGGGGAAUCAAAUUCAUUUGGGCAAUUUCUACCAAUGCUUAAAUAUAAUAGAAAACGUGAAAGAAAUGAAUAUUCAAGGAAAAUAUUGUUCAUUGAAAGUAUCACUUGGAGAGAUUGGUUCAUUACAAAAUACAAAUGACAAACAUUUUUACAGCGAACCAUAUCAUGUUAACAUCGAUACUGUUGUAGAAGUAACGAGAUUAAUGAAAAAUGUAAAUUACACAAGAGUGCGAACACUCAGUUCUAAUUUAAAAUUACCUUACAGUCCAGAUUAUGAAGUUAACAGCCGUAUGGGACCGGACAAUCCAUUAUCUGAUAUAGAAUUUACUCUAGCGAUUUGUAUACCAGCGCCUUGCACUACACCAGAAGUUAUUAACACUAUUGUGGGAAAUGUAACUGAUAUUGGUAUCAACUAUAAGGAAGACUUCUGUCGUCUUCCUAAUGAUAAACUAUGGGCUCCGGUUGAUUACGUCGCUGUGGCUAUAUUCUCUACAAUCGGCUUUUUAACUAUUCUUAGUACGUGCUACGACAUAUAUUAUUCAAAAGUGCUUGUAAAAGAUAAAAGGAAUGUCAAUUCUCUCUACAUUUGCUGUUCAGUGUAUACAAAUACCAAACGCCUUUUAACGUUCAACAACGUUCCUAACUCACUGGAUUGUAUUGACGGAAUACGAUCGUUGGCAAUGAUAUGGGUGAUCUUAGGUCACACUUUUUACGCAAUACCAAUACACGAAAACCCCCUUGAAGUGUUUGAGUGGGCAAUUUCCCCAAAGGCUAUUUGGAUGACAGCUGGUCACAUGACAGUGGAUACAUUCUUUCUUCUCAGCGGGCUUUUACUGGUUUAUUCAUCUGCAGGAAAAUUAACUGGAGGAAAACUCAUCCGGAGUCUACACAUGUUCUAUUUACAUAGAAUUCUUCGCUUAUUCCCUAUACUGGCGGCUAUGGUACUGUUCGAAGCAUCGCUAUUCAAUUAUGUAUCUGACGGCCCAUUGUGGACGGGCCCGGCGUAUAAUGUACUCAGAUGUAGACAGUAUUGGUGGUCCACAUUACUGCAUAUACAAAACUUCGUCAAUCCACUUAAUCUUUGUGUCGGAGUAUCUUGGUAUUUAUCUCUGGAUAUCCAGUUACAUAUUUUAUCGCCGAUCAUUUUAUAUUGGGUUUUAAGUCCGAAAAAGACAGCCGCGUGGGCGGCAUUGACCUCUGGCCUAAUAGCAUCACUCAUUGCCGCGACCCUUUACAUUUUCAUCAACGAAUUCCAGUCUGGAAUAAUAUCUCCUAACCGUCCUGAAGAUAGUGAUGAUUACUUUAUUUACUACUACAUUAAUCUAUUAACACGAGCUCCUCCAUUUUUUGUUGGAAUGAUUUUCGGCUACAUUAUAUAUUCAUGGAAAGGAAAGAAACUCACAUCAACAAUGGUAAUCGCAAUGAUGUUUUGGCUCUGCUGUCUCUCCAUAUUCGGUAUAAUAUUGUACAUGUUAUAUAUCAACAUGCAGUUGGAAUGGGACAAUCAGACCGCUGACAGCUUCAUCAACUCCUUUGUGAGACCCUUGUGGGGACUUGGCUUGGGUUGGAUAAUAUUUGCUUGUGUUAAAGGAUAUGGAGGUCCAAUUAACUGGUUCUUAUCUCUAUCUGUAUGGAAGCUGCCGGGUCGUCUAUCUUACGCCAUGUACAUUAUUCACUUCUCAAUUAUGGUGGCGUAUUACAAUUCUAAAUUAGCUCCAGCGUAUUUCACAGUAUCAAGUGUGAUGUUCAACUUUUUCGGAUUCUUUUCCCUAACGUUCAUAUUGGCGUUUUUGGCUACAGUAAUGAUUGACGCACCAUUUGGAAUCCUCGUGAAGACUUUAUUAGGUCCAGGUGUGAAGCCAGAGAAAACUGUGGAUAUAAAGGAUCAAGACAAAGAAAUCAUUUCAAUGCCAACAGAUAUUAAAACAAUUCCUACGAACCCUACGAUUGUAGCUGAUGCAGAAAAAUCUUUAUCACCUAGAUAGUUCUAUAGUUACAGUAUUUUGAAAUAGCAAUCUUGAAAGAAAGACAACAUUUUUUUAGUAUUAAUACCAUUUAAUAUUCUAAAAAUCCUUCAAUGUGUCUGUCUGUCGCAUUUUUAUACAGAUUUUCCUACAAACUAACUAUCAGCAAAUGAUAAUUUCAAUUGAAGCCAAGGCUGGUCGUUGGCGUUGAUUUUUUAUUAAUUUAAAAUAAUGUACGUUACCGCGAAGAGAUUAUAAAUUAUAAUUAUUUAUUUAAAUUAGAUAAGUAAAUCAUUGAAUCGGCCCAGCUCGUCCGGUGAAAUACCACGACUACACAGAAGACAGGCGUGUAGUGGAAGCAAUUCCCCGUUUCGUCUGAUGAG